GCCGAGGACGUGCUGCCGCGUCCUCGCUGGCUCACUGGGCGGCGGUGGAGCUUGUGUAAGUCUCUGAGGUUUCUACUGGCUCGGAAUUCGACUAGUGUAUGCCUGGCUGGAUCGUGAGGCCGGCGUCUUCGAGGACGCGGCGUGGAGGGGAACGGCAGCCGGAGACCGGCUGGGCACCCCUUUCGGAAGCUGGACAGUCCCGGCUUCGCGGGUGUCGCUUCUCGGCCAGCGGCGGGGAUCAUGGCUUCGCUGGCGGACCGAGUACGGGGCAAUGGGCGAAUAGCUGCUGGGCUCCUGUUCAACCUGCUAGUGUCCAUUUGCAUCGUGUUCCUCAAUAAAUGGAUCUAUGUGCAUCACGGCUUUCCCAACAUAAGCCUGACCCUGGUGCACUUCAUGGUUACUUGGCUGGGCUUGUACAUCUGCCAGAAGCUGGACAUCUUUGCUCCCAAAACUCUGCCUCCCACCAAACUCCUCCUCCUGGCCCUCAGCUUCUGUGGCUUUGUGGUCUUCACCAACCUCUCUCUGCAGAACAACACCAUAGGCACCUAUCAGCUGGCCAAGGCCAUGACAACGCCGGUGAUCAUAGCCAUCCAGACCUUCUGCUACCAGAAAAGCUUCUCCACAAGGAUAAAGCUCACGCUGAUUCCUAUAACAUUAGGUGUAAUCCUAAAUUCUUAUUACGAUGUGAAGUUUAAUUUCCUUGGAAUGGUGUUUGCUGCUCUUGGUGUUUUAGUUACAUCCCUUUAUCAAGUGUGGGUAGGAGCCAAACAGCAUGAAUUACAAGUAAAUUCAAUGCAGCUGCUGUACUACCAGGCUCCAAUGUCAUCUGCCAUGUUGCUGGUUGUUGUGCCCUUCUUUGAGCCAGUGUUUGGAGAGGGAGGAAUAUUUGGUCCCUGGUCACCUUCUGCUUUGCUUAUGGUGCUGCUAUCUGGAGUAAUAGCUUUCAUGGUGAACUUAUCCAUUUAUUGGAUCAUUGGGAACACUUCACCAGUCACCUAUAACAUGUUUGGACACUUCAAAUUCUGCAUUACAUUAUGUGGAGGAUAUGUUUUAUUUAAAGAUCCACUAUCAAUUAAUCAGGGUCUUGGCAUUUUAUGUACAUUAUUUGGCAUUCUUGCCUAUACCCACUUUAAACUCAGUGAACAGGAGGGAAGUAAAAGUAAACUGGUACAACGUCCUUAAGAUUUUGUGGAGAAAAGAAAAUCGCCCCCAAGAAGACAAAGAACACUCAAAGUGUGGAAGUUACUUUCAAAAAAGAAAAAAAGAAUUACAGUGCAAAAUUCAUGGAGUGGUUUACAAAAAGCAAUACAAAUUUUAUUCAUUGGUAUGACUAUUUUUAGUACCUUUCUUUUGAACUUAAUUUUCUAAAACCAAAAUGGCUUAUGCUUCUUUUCAAAGAUGAUUAUGUGGAAUAUAUAGAAUGGUUUGGUUAUACCAAAUAGAUGAAAAUAAAAUUUCUGUAAUAAUGACAAAGGAAUUUGUAUUCUAGCACUGCAGACCUUCUGUAGCUUUUCAGUGUUCAUGUUCUUCUGAGGAAGGACACAUGGGACUCCUCUACUUGCUAGUAGAUGUUUUCCCAAUGUGAGAUUUAUUGUAAUUUUGGUCAGAGGGCUUAAGGGGUUCUGGGGAUCAAACUCAGUGCCUCAUACUUGCUAGACAAGUGCUGCACCACUGAGCUACAUCCCCAGCCCAGUCCUCAAAUUAGAACUUAAAUCUAGCAUUUCUGUUUUAAUUGACUUAGUGCAACAUUUUAAUUACUUCAUUUCUGGAAAUGAAGUGUUUAUAGAAAGCAAAAUAUAAUGGAGAAAAUGACAAUAAAACCAAAUCAAGUUAUAAAAGUACUUCUUUUCUAGUAGAAAACUGAUAAAAGAAGUCAUGUAUUUUCAGGCCAGAAAUAUGUGCCUAUAGGCAUGGCUGCUCAAGAGGCUAUAGCAUGAGGGUCAUUUGAGCACAGGAAUUUGAGGCCAGCUAUGACAACAUUGGGAGACUGUAUCUUUAAAAAAAAUAAAAAGAAAAAAGGGCAUACAUUAAGGAAACUUAUCUUCUCUAGUUUUUGAACUUUCAGUAAACUCUAGAAAUUAUUGUGGAGUUAAAAAAAUUAAUAGUAGGACUGGGGCUUUAGCUUGGUGGUCAAGCACUUGCCUCGCAUGUGUGAGACACUGGGUUUGAUCCUCAACACCACAUAAAAAUGAAUAAUUUUUAUAGAAAUAUUGUGUCCAUCUAUAACUAAAGAGAACUUAAAAAAUAAUAAUAAAACCCAUAUUUAAAUGGCUCAAAUAAAAGAUCAUAGGCUCCCUGUAGUCUGCAGAAAGCCCUGGGUUCAAUCCACACACACACACACACACACACAGGAAAAAAAAAAUCACAAAACUGAGUAGUUUUCCUGAUAACUGCUACCGAGGCCUCAUUGAGCAUUUAUUUCAUAUUGGUAAUUUCAUAACACCACCUCACUCCCUAUCUCCUACAUAAGCAGCAGCCAUGGAACUUUGUUCAUUGAAAAUUUGGAGUGAAUUAUGUCCUGCCUCUAAUAUGACCAAGUUUCAUUUUUAUGCAGCAAGUGAGGAUAAAUGCUGUUUAAAUACUAGGCACAAACUAGUAAAAAUAUGAGGAAACAUUUUAAAGAAAAAUAGUUAAUAUUUAGUUCUUUUUUCUAAAGGAAUACUUUUUAAAAUUCAGGUAUUGGGGAAAUAUAUGAUUUCCACUUGAACAAAUAUAGUACCACAUACUUAAUUAUGAAGUGUAUUCCUGCCUUCCAAUGUCUUGACAUUUGAGCAUUAAAAGCAGUUGUCGAUGAUCUCACAAUAAAUUGAGAUAGAUCAUUCUUCUUAUAAAAAAUAAUUCUUUUUCUAAACAUUAUUUAUAAAUUUUCUGUGAGAAGGUAACUUAAAGACAAAGAAUACAUAUGUACAGUAUACCUUCAGUAAGAUGAUAAAUUUUAUGUUAAUGUUUUUACUACAACAAAAAAAUACAGAUUUUUUGGAUUAUUUUUUCUGGUCCAUUCAGAAUAAAAAACCUCACCAAAAACCUAUUUUGAAAAGUUUCUGUUGAUCUGUUGUAUGAUUAGAAUAUGUGGUGUUCUGUUUUUGUCUUAAAUAUUUUUUGGCUUUCCUCAUUUUACAGAUAUAUUUUAUUGUGCUAAGAAGUACAGAGCACUUCAAUCAUUACCACAUGAACCUUGGGUAUUAUAUUUGUCUAAGAAGUGUUCUCAUUGUGGGUUUAAAUGAACAUAAAUUAUAUUCCAAAAGAUGAAGAAAAGUAUUUUAUUACGGUGAGGAAUAUUUAAUUUCUGUGCACUAAGAACAACUGAAUUUUGAUAUGUGCCAUGUACAAGUUUUUUAUCUACAAAUAAACUGGGAACAGAGUAAAUGUGUGAGGUUGUAAUAAAUGGUGUUGGUAGGAAUGCAGUGACAAAGAGCACGAAAGGUGAAGGAUACGUGUAUAUAAAUGAAUAAAAUAUGUACCACUAGAA
This is a messenger RNA of Ictidomys tridecemlineatus (thirteen-lined ground squirrel), 3469 nucleotides long. RefSeq names its product solute carrier family 35 member E3 (gene Slc35e3). NCBI's taxonomy places the organism in Eukaryota, Metazoa, Chordata, Mammalia, Rodentia, Sciuridae. The record is from RefSeq and is a predicted model, not a curated record.